GGCUGUUGCUCCGCAGUGAGGGAGAGCAGGCGCGCGUCGCAGCAGCCGAGAGCGCUCGCCCGGGGCCGCCGCACGCCAGGCGAGGCGGGGGGAGAGACCGCGGACCGCACCCGGCGCAGCCAUGUCGGUGGUGGGCAUCGACCUGGGCUUUCAGAACUGCUACAUCGCGGUGGCGCGCAGCGGCGGCAUCGAGACCAUCGCCAACGAGUACAGCGACCGCUGCACCCCAGCUUGUAUAUCACUAGGAUCCAAAGCCCGAACUAUCGGAAAUGCAGCAAAGAGUCAGAUUAUCACAAAUAUUAAGAAUACUUUACAUGGAUUCAAAAAACUUCAUGGGAGAGCAUUUGAUGAUCCUUAUAUAAAAGCUGAAAGAAUCAAACUGCCCUAUGAGCUUCAGAAGAUGCCUAAUGGGAGUGCUGGAGUAAAGGUUCGAUACCUGGAUGAAGAGAGACCAUUUUCAAUUGAACAGGUUACAGGCAUGUUGUUGGUCAAGCUUAAAGAGACAUCAGAAAGUGCACUUAAAAAACCUGUAGCUGACUGCGUAAUUUCAAUCCCAAGUUUUUUUUCUGAUGCUGAAAGAAGAUCAGUAAUGGCAGCUGCACAAGUAGCAGGCUUAAACUGCCUCCGGCUAAUGAAUGAAACUACAGCAGUUGCACUGGCCUAUGGAAUUUAUAAACAAGAUUUACCAACUUUGGAGGAAAGACCAAGGAAUGUGGUUUUUGUAGAUAUGGGACACUCUGCUUAUCAGGUUUCCAUUUGUGCUUUUAACAAAGGAAAAUUGAAGGUAUUAGCCACUACAUUUGACCCAUUUUUGGGUGGCAGAAACUUUGAUGAGGCUUUGGUAGAUUACUUCUGCGAUGAGUUCAGAGUUAAAUAUAAAUUGAACGUGAAGGAUAAUGCUAGGGCACUGCUGAGGCUGUAUCAAGAGUGUGAAAAACUGAAGAAGCUUAUGAGUGCCAAUGCUUCUGAUCUGCCCAUGAACAUAGAGUGUUUCAUGAAUGACAUUGAUGUCUCUAGUAAAAUGAACAGAGCUCAGUUUGAACAAAUGUGUGCAUCUCUUCUGUCCAGAGUAGAGCCUCCUUUGAGAGCAGUGAUGGAUCAAGCUAAACUACAGCGUGAUGAUAUAUAUAGUAUAGAAAUAGUAGGUGGAGCAACUCGAAUCCCAUCAGUGAAGGAGCAGAUUUGUAAAUUCUUCGGCAAAGAUAUAAGUACCACGUUAAAUGCAGAUGAAGCUGUGGCGAGGGGUUGUGCAUUACAGUGUGCAAUUCUUUCACCAGCAUUUAAAGUGCGAGAAUUUUCCAUCACAGAUGUUGUUCCGUACUCAAUUACUUUGAGGUGGCAGUCAUCGUAUGAGGAAGGAACUGGUGAAUGUGAAGUCUUCAGCAAAAACCAUGCUGCACCAUUCUCAAAAGUUAUUACUUUCCACAAGAAGGAACCUUUUGAGCUGGAAGCAUUUUACACCCAUCCACACGAUGUUCCUUAUCCUGAUACAAGAAUAGGGCACUUUGUUAUUCAGAAUGUUGGACCCCAGCAUGAUGGCGACAAUUCUAAAGUUAAAGUUAAAGUGCGUGUUAAUGUUCAUGGUAUCUUCAGUGUGGCUAAUGCAUCCAUAAUAGAGAAGCAAAAUGUAGAGGGUGAUGCCAGUGAUGUACCCAUGGAUACAGAAUUAUCCUGCAAAGAUCAAAGCAAGGAUGAACUGGCUAAAAUGCAGGUUGAUCAAGAUGAUGGCAAUCACAGAAACCAAACUGAGCAGCACAGUCAAGCUGAUGAGGAAACCGAUAAUCUUGGGGCUGAGGGAAAGACUGCUUCAGGAGAUAAGCUUGAUAAUGCCGUUCAAUCUGGAAAAGCAAAGACAAAGAUCAAAAGUAUUGAUCUACCGAUUCAGGCUAACCUGUACAGGCAGGUGGGACAGGACCUUAUUAACUGCUACAUUGAAAAUGAGGGAAAGAUGAUGAUGCAAGACAAGCUGGAGAAAGAGAAGAACGAUGCCAAAAAUGCUGUUGAAGAAUACGUAUAUGAUCUUAGGGACAAGCUGUGUGGUGUCUAUGAAAAAUUCAUUACUGAAGAUGAUUCAAGUAAAAUAACAUUGAUGUUGGAGGAUACAGAGAAUUGGCUUUAUGAAGAUGGGGAGGACCAGCCAAAACAUGUAUAUGUGGAAAAACUUCAGGAAAUGAAGAAAUUUGGUGAUCCAAUUCAUGAAAGACACAUGGAACAUGAAGAGAGGCCAAAAGCUUUAAAUGAACUGGGAAAGAAACUUCAGCUGCUUAUGAAAGCUGUAGAAGGAUACAAAAAUAAGGAUGAAAAAUAUGAGCACAUUGAUCCUGUUGAUAUGGAAAAAGUAGAAAAAUAUACCACUGAGGCCAUGAAUUGGCUGAACGCAAAAAUGAAUGCACAGAACAGGCUGAGUCUAACACAGGAUCCUGUUGUGAAAGUGGCAGAAAUAAUAGCAAAGUAUAAGGAACUGGACAAUUUGUGUAACCCCAUUAUUUACAAGCCUAAGCCCAAGGUGGAACCACAGUCGGAAGGUCAAGCAAAAUCUAACGAACACAAUGGACCAAUGAAUGGACAAAGCGGUACUGACACAAAAUCAGAGGACAGUUGCCAGCAGACGAAAUCAUCUGAAGAAAUGGAUAUGGACUAAGUUUUACAUUUCUUUCAGUCCAUUAAAAACAGUGCAAGUAAUCAGAGGGUCCAUCUUUCUUUUUAUGUCUGAUACACAUUACAGAUGUUCAGUUACUUAAACAACUUUCUGUCCUUUGUUCUUUACAGUAGAUUUGAAAGUGUUUUUCUAUUGAGUGCAUUCCCAUUGUUCAUUCCAUUGAUGCUGCUUACGUGGAGCUUUAGUUGAAUGUAGAUUGUAAAAGUCAGUUGAAGCUUUCCCGAUAUAUUUUAUAUCAAAUAGGCAGAAUUGAUAUAUAAAUGACAACAAUCUACCUUAUUUAAAGCUUUUAUUGUGGAUACGCCUCUGCUCCUUUAAUCCAGUAAAGGCCACUGUAUUGCACUACUGAUGCUGAAGCGUAGAUCUUUGCAUCUUUAUCUUGGAAGCUAUUGGGUUUGAUGUGGCUUCACCAUUGCCACUUGAAGCACUGACCUUUUUCUAGUUAUUGUACUGUUCUAAUUUAAAUAUUAAAAUAGAGGUUAGCUGGCGAAUUAGUUCAUCUUGUUAAUGUACCAUGAAAACUGUAAGAACGUGUAGACAAAACAUCCAAGGCUUGAAAGGAGCCCAUACCAGCAGCAUUCUUUGUCAUCAGAUUAGCAACAUGACUGACAAUAAAGCUCGUGGUCUCCAUAUACA
Molecule: messenger RNA, 3295 nt
Organism: Eublepharis macularius
Lineage: Eukaryota; Metazoa; Chordata; Lepidosauria; Squamata; Eublepharidae
Gene: HSPA4L
Product: heat shock protein family A (Hsp70) member 4 like
Exons: 19
Coding region: 122-2641 (839 amino acids)
Biological process (GO): protein folding
Cellular component (GO): cytosol; nucleus
Molecular function (GO): ATP binding; ATP-dependent protein folding chaperone
Source: RefSeq, a predicted model, not a curated record